Messenger RNA from Procambarus clarkii (red swamp crayfish), 7371 nucleotides. RefSeq names its product Brahma associated protein 170kD. Gene Ontology annotation, molecular function: DNA binding. Lineage: Eukaryota; Metazoa; Arthropoda; Malacostraca; Decapoda; Cambaridae. The record is from RefSeq and is a predicted model, not a curated record. Gene Ontology annotation, biological process: regulation of DNA-templated transcription. Gene Ontology annotation, cellular component: SWI/SNF superfamily-type complex.
GUGUUGGAACGCGUGGUGGCGAGCCGCUCGCGAACACAAUACGUAGCGCCGGUGUGUGUGUCCUGACUCUCCUUCUUCAGUGCCCAGUGCUCCGCUCAUGACUGCCGCCCUGCCCUAGAAAUGUGUUCUCGGUGUAUUUGAGUGUGUGCUUUAGUGUGUGAUCACAAGAAAACAUGACUAAAGAAAUGAACAAAGACGCCGAAGCGUAUGACAGGGAAUAUGAUGGGUUUCUCAAGCAGCUUGAAGAAUUUCAUCAGCAGAGAGGGACGGCCUUCAAGCGGCUGCCCCGCAUCAACGGGAAGGGAGUGGACCUGUACCUGCUGUAUGUGGUGGUGACGGCGCGCGGCGGCUGGCAGAAGGUCAAUGCUCGUUGUGAGUGGGAGGAUAUCCUUGAGGACUUUCGUCUACCAGCAGGUUGCGUAAACUCUGCUACUGCCCUCAAACAUAUUUACAUAAGAUACCUUGAUGCAUAUGAACGCAUUAAUUUUCUUGGGGAGGAUGGGGAGGAGCGUGGGGCAGAGAUGGACGAUGGAGAAGACUCCAGACUGAUGAGGACCAAACGUGCUAUACGGUCUCUUAACACUGUUCCCCUCUGUUACAACCAUCAACAGCACAACGUCUUAGAAUCAAUCAGAGGUGGCUCUGGGUUAUCGGUAGAGGUGUACAGACCUUCACUGUAUGACAAGCUGGCACUCUCUCUAAUUUCUCCACUGCCAAAUGAACAUGACUUUGCCUUCAAUGUAUGCACCAUACUGAGCAAUGAGGGUCGUCAUGUUAUGCAGCUUAGCCAGUGUCCUCGCCUAAUUGAGCACAUGUUGGGUCACACUGGUGUUUAUAAGGACUGGGAAACGCAGAAAUAUUUCCUAAAUACAUAUAAGGAGACCAAAGGAAGAAGUUUGGUCCAGUUUUGGAUUGACUCCUUGUGUGAUAAUAGUGUAUUGGACCUCCUCAUUCCUGAUAGUGUCGAUCAGCCGCUGAUUAUAGAGGAGGAGGAGGAGGAAGUUGAUUUAUGCAGAUUUGGUUUUGCAGGACUUGGUUCUAGUGGUGCUAUAGAUAGUAAAAAUGUGCAUAGCUUGAGCAGUGAUAGUUUGGCAAAUUUUGAUGAUAAGGAAAAUUUUUUAUGUGAAGACACUUGUGAACCAACAAUAUUAAGAGAUUCCUGCAUUACAAGUGAAACAAAUUUAAUCUUAGAAAAUAGAUUUGGUAGUGGGUGUUUUGAACAAAUAGCUGAGCCCAUAUUUCGUAGAAUAUCCGCAGACUCCAUCACACAACUGAAAAAAGAAACCAUAUCAAAACGACUAAAAAAGCUUCUAGAAUGUGAAGGGAGUGACCUUAAGCUGGCAAAAGAAGAUAUAGAGAUAUUUCAUUUAGGACGGGAUCUUGGCACACAGGAUCCCGAGGGAACACGAAUUAGUCAAAUUCUUCAUAUAAUUCGCAAUUUAUCUUUUGAAGAGCAAAAUGUACCAAGUCUUGCAAAGUCUCAAACAUGUCUCAGGUUUCUAGUUUUGUGCAUAUGUUCACAAUGGGGAGGGUUGGCUGUCAAUGCUCUGGAUACCCUGGGAAAUAUAGCACCAGAGGUAAAACUGCGUGACCCCAAAAUUGACUCGUGUUCGGCUUCGUUACUAGCACAUGUAUGUAAAGGUGUCUCUUCACCAGACCGAGCAUUUGUCCUAAGGUGUCUGGAAGUCCUCAACAAGCUUGCCAUGAAUGACCCAAAUGAAGAAGUCCUUAGUAACAAUAUUGAUUCUCCGGUGUAUGGACAAAUCUGCAGAUAUCUUACAAUCCAUGACAUAAUGCUUUUGAUAUACACUUUGGAGUGUCUUUACUCGUUAUCAUCAUUGGGGACUCAAGCUUGUAAUGCUAUAGUUCGAGCAACAGGAUCCAUUCAUACACUCAUCUCGUUACUCACUGUAGAAGCACAAAGUUAUGGGCCUGAAGCAUGUAUUGGUAUGAAGGUUGUAGAAACUGUAACUGGAGUAGUGAGUGAGCCUGAGCCAGUAACUCCUCCUCCUCCUCCUCCUCCUCCGCCUCCUACCCCGGCUCCAGUGGUCACUGCUGUUACAGCAGCUCCAGCACCAGCCCCUCCUCCCGUCACUCCAGUGGUGCCUGUUAGUAAUACAGUUCCUGCUCCACCGGUUGCAACUGUUGCCCCCAAGACCCCCAUUACUAAACCUCUUCCCCCCGCAGCUGCAUCACCACCUACACCAACAACUACUACGACAACAGCAGCAACUAUGGCUGCUACUCUUGCUGCUGGUGGUGAUCCAAAGAAACUUGCAGCUAGAAUAGUACCGCCAGAAGUUGAGGAGUUUGUUAAAGAAUGGGUCAUGAAGAACUAUGAAGCUUGUAAUGGAAAUGCCAUAGAACAAGCAAUUGUUUAUCGCCAUUUUGCUGCUUCUAUGCAUUCCAUGGGCCGGAAGCAGGGUCUAAAUCCAGUCCUCCUCUCAAAUUGUGUUAGGAAAGUGUUUGGGACUGGUGUUGGUCCCAGUCGACGACCGGUGGAUGAAGGGGCAGAAAAGUGGCACUACAAUGGCAUUAGGCGACGGGAUGGCGUUGUUGUUCCACCAAUGCCCGAGAAGAAAAGGGGCAUGAGAAUAAACAGCACCAUUCCUGUAUAUACACCAACCCCAGUUAUUCCUGCUGUUAACACCAUUAAUGCUCAGGUUACUGAGGGGAGAACUAUGGGUUCCAUUAUGGGCUCUCCUCAGUUGGUGUCAGCAACUACAGCUCAAACUGAUGGCAUCAUAUCCCCUUCCUCACCAAUUUUGAAAGCUCAGCUCUCAGCACCACUCAGACCGUCCCCACCACCACCUGUCAGACCACCGCAGGGCAUGGUGAGUGGCACCAUGUCUCAAGGUGUGUAUAGCAGUGCACAGCAGCAACAAUCCCCACAGCAGUCACAACAAGUUCAAGCAGGCAGCAGAACAGAUAAUUCUGCUCUUAUCAAGAGUCUUUUGGCCAACAAGGUAACGCCAGUGGGAGUAGGUCAGGCAGGCAGCAUGGACCCUCUCCACCCCCACCAGUCUCCCCAUUCACGACCCCUUCUUGUUUCCUCUACACCGCCACAGCAGCCCAGGGGUACCACAGGUGCUUUAUCAUAUGUACAAGCACUAUCCCAAGGUCCUCCAGGGCCCUUGGGACCCAUGCUGAGUCCUACAAGCAUGGUAUCUUCCCCUGGGAUGCAGGUAGUGUCAGGGGGUCUUGUUGGGGGUCUUGGGGGCCAGCAUGGACCACACCAGCCACCACCAUCACCAGUACAGGUGUCAAGAAAUAUUCAAAAGCAGCAGUUGCAGCAACAACACACUGAUAAUAGUCAGGAUAGCAGUAGUGACUCUCAAAUUAGAAAAACAACAUCCUUCAAUGGAAUAUGUAAUGAGAUAAAACGUUGUGAAGAUGAUUCAAAUUCGUUUCUUUCCUCUGGAUUGAAUGAUAAGAAAGUGACAAGUUUUGAGGGCAUAUUACAAAAUGGGAUCAAGUCUGAAAUGGACUUAAAAGAGGAGGAAUUAGAAACCAAAACAAAAAAGAAUGUGUUGGCGGAUCUUUUAGAAAAGACAGUUGGUGGAGACAUAUUAAACGGUGUGGUUGAUCGUGAAUUAAGAAUUAGUGACAGAGGUCUGGAAUUUGUCAACCAUGGUCAACAGUUAAAAGUUAAUGGUCCAAUUACUUCUAAUGGUCAGACUGGUAUUGAAUCUGUUCAAGGAGUGAAGAGGCCUGCUACUCCUGAUAACACCCCAGCUAAGAGGAUAGCACUGGAGGACCCAAGAGCAGGAACAGACAGUCGUAUCACAUUAUAUGUUAGCCAGAAUGGAAGUGAGAGUGGCGAAGUUAUUUCCCAAGGACACCAAGUUGUGUUGAGUCAAGGACAACAGUUUUCCCCAGCAAACAGUACUGCUCCACAGCAAAUGGUAGUGAGUCAAGCAGUAUUAACUGGGCAGCAGCAAGGAGCACCUACUCAAACUGUUGUUACACCCCAAGGCCAGGUGAUCCUGCAGAGACCUGGCACUCAGACUGGUGUGAUCAUGCAGCAAGGUGGGCAGAUCAUUCAGGGAACAUCUGCUGGACAAGUUAUCCAGCAGGUUAUCCAACAAGGGCAGUCAGGACAAACACAAAAAGUUAUCCUUCAUCAGGGACAGUUGGGGCAGGUUUUAGGAAGUCAAAUGAUUCUCUCUCAAAACAGUAGUGGCCAACACCAGGUUUUGGUUCAGGGAGGGAAUAAUUUUCAGGGACAAGUGAUUAUGCAGGGGGUUCCACAUUGUCAGGGACAAGUGUUUGUGCAAGGAAAUAGCCAAAAUCAGUUUGUGAUGAGUGGUAACCAAGGUCAGACUGUGGUGGUCCCAGGCAGUCAGGGACAACAAGUGGUAGUGUCAAGUGCCCAAGGUCAGACAAUGAUUGUUGCUGGGAAUCAAGGUCAACCUGUAGUAGUGAGUGGACAACAAGGUCAAAGUGGUCAAAUGGUGAUGCCUGGUAAUGUGGGUGGUACAGUACUAUUGGCGCCUCAGCAACAAGGAUCCACAGCAAAGACUUUAAUUAUUUUGCCCAACCCCAAGAUGGUGCUGGCAGGUAAUCAGCAUCAGGGUGGCCAAGGUCAGCAGUUAGUGUUACCGCGUCAAGUGACUGGACAACAAAUUGUACAAGUGGUAUCUUCUGGAACAACGGUUCCAGUUGCUUCUGUUAGUACAGCAGUGAGAACUGUGCAUGCGGUACCCUCUGUAACAGAUGUGCGUGUGACGCCCACCCCUCCACCUGUCCAGAUUCAGAGUUCUAGUGGUAGUAGUAGUAGUAGCAACAACAGCAGCAGCAGUAGUAGUGCAUCAACAUACAGUGCUCAGACUUCAGCUUCUUUGCCCUCUGCCAUUGCUCCUGCUCCAGCUGGUCCAACAGCUGUUCCAGUGUCACAAACUUCAGUGAGCCAGGGGCCUCAGACGCCCCAUGUUCCCGCCCCACAAGUGCUUGCGUCUGGUGUGGCACGACGGCCUGGAAAAGCUAGUGGCUUGCAAUAUUUAUGUGAAUGGCGUGGCUGUAGCCAAGUGUUUAGUAGUGCUGGUCAGGUGUACCACCAUGCCUGCAAAGUGCACUGCCCUCCACAUUUUGCAGAAAUUCAGUGUGGAUGGGCAGGCUGUGACCCCAUGGUUAGAAGACGGUUUAGUGCCAUGACUCAUCUACACGAUAGACAUUGCAACGAACAGCUUUUACAGAUUCUGGCAGUCAGACGGUCACAGUUAGCCACAACAGGGAAGACGGAUAUUCCCAUCCCUCAGACGCCACCUCCACAUCCUGGUUAUGCGCCUAAUGCAGCUUUUCAUGCCAUCAAGAGACACGCUCUUGAAGUCAUAAAUCAGAGAGAUGCGGUGGAAAAGGAAGGACCCGUUACAAAAAGCAUUCGUUUAACUGCCGCUUUGAUCCUUAGAAACCUAGUCAUAUAUUCUAAUACGGGGAAAAAAUUACUACGAGGAUACGAGUCUGAGUUAGCAAAUGUAGCCCUCAGUACAAUGGAAUCUUCGCGAACAGUUGCACAGAUCCUUUAUGACAUUCGCCUUCCUGAUCACCAAAACCUGUAGUCUAGGGAGGUUUCAGAAAGUAAAAAUAUAAAUUAAAAUCCUCUCACAGUAGGGUAAAAUUACCUCCCUGAUAUUCUUGAUCAUGGGAUGGUACUUAAAAGUGGCAUCAUGUACACAAAUUAUUUGAGGGCCAAUUAAAGUGUUCUAUGCUGUCCAUAGUACGUUUUGUGAACUCUUAAUUCUCCGUGUGAUGGUACACUCGAUUGUAAUAUAUCAAGUCCAUGAAAUUGGGCACAUCAAUAGUGCAAUUAUUUAAGUAUUGACAUUGAAAUGAGAGUGACUGAGAAAUGAGUAUUGAGUGGUAUUUAUAUUGUGACAGUGACUAUUUGGAUGAUAAUGUCCUUGCUUGUUGGAGACCUGCCUUGUAGUUUAUUCAUUCCUUAUGUUAGACUUUUGCAUUUAGAUGAUAACCUAUCAUUGUAUAGAACUCAAGGUUAAAGUCUGUGGUAUAAUUUUUAAUAUUUAUUUUUUAAUUAGCCCAUUUAAUUUUUUUUUUUUAAGUUACAGAGCUUAUGUAGAUAUUGACUGAAUGCAGUGUAAAUGCUACUUUAAAGGGUUAUUUUAAUAAGUAAUCUCACAUUGCUAAAUUUAGCUCUUUUAUGACCAGUUUAGCAUGAAGGUGGAUCUGUAAGCACAGUUUUGUAAAUUUUGUACACAUUGUAUAAAUAAAAUAAAUUCUGUACAUGUAGAUUGUAAUAGAAACAAUUUCGUCUGCUAAAAGCAAGUUAAAGACAAAAUUUCCUCCAGUACACAUGCUUGAGAGGCAGCUGAGGGUAGUGGUGCCAGCACAAGGUCCAGAGAUGUAAAUGAGGGUUUUGUAUAUUGUACAGAGUGGACCUAGUUAAAAAAAAAUAUAUAAAAUACAAAUAAAAAACUCUUUGAAAAGGAAAAAGUUGUGAUACCAAAUAUAUAAUUUUUUUUUAGAGAAAACUUCAACUCUACAUGAAAAACUUAAUUCUAUUUUCUAUCAUUAUUUGUAGAAUUAUAGAUAGUAGUAUAUUAUUUUUUACCAGUUUGACAUGUAUGAUGUAGAUACUGGGCAGUAAAUACUGAUUUUUAUGGAUUAUUUCUAUUAUACAAGAAGCAUAUACUCUGUGCAUCAAAAUAGUUAUGAAUGGAAUUCAAUGAAUGAAAAAAAAUGUACAUUUCUCUAGAUUAUUAUAGUCUUCAUAUGAAAAUUACCAUUAAAACUCCGUACCUGAGUCAUACUUCACACAGAUUAUUGUUCUACUAGUAAAUGUUUUCCUAAAGUUGGGAUAGGAAUGCAGGUAUCACAAGGAGCUGCGUUAUCCCAUGUAAUAGUAAAUAGUUAAAAAGCUUUACGAUGACAGGCUUGUGUCUAACCAAGGUUACUGCUGCUGCCAUGAUCUUGGUAGAAAUUCUGACUUUAGGGAUUAUUUGCACAUAAAUGGCUAGGUAUGUGUUUUGUAUAUGGUGGUUGUUUCACAAACUUUACUCACAGUAGCACCAUUAGGUGUCAGGUGGACAUGUAAGUGUGGGCACAAACUAGGAGUCGUCCAAUCAUUAUCUCCUUUGUAACUACACUACUGUAAUGGUAUCUGACUAAUGGUUGUGCAAUGUAUACAGCUUUUUGAAUGGUGCUGAUGACUUAUAGUGGGCAUGGCAGCAGCAGAUAUCAUGCUACACUUUUGUAUCAUUCCCAGAUGAACAUUUCUUUAUCAGACUUUUACUUUCCUGAUGCACUGAGCUGUGUCUUCUGUUAAAACAACUCGCCAAACAUUAUUAUUUUUUUUUCUAAUAAAAUAUUGUAAAUGUUAAUGUAAGUUUUCAUUAAUGAAUCGUGGAAACUUCA